This is a messenger RNA of Boleophthalmus pectinirostris (great blue-spotted mudskipper), 3363 nucleotides long. It is a transcript of the gene tmem108, whose product is annotated as transmembrane protein 108. NCBI's taxonomy places the organism in Eukaryota, Metazoa, Chordata, Actinopteri, Gobiiformes, Gobiidae. Bases 834 to 2030 code for a protein of 398 amino acids. The transcript is spliced from 6 exons. Gene Ontology annotation, cellular component: postsynaptic density; axon; early endosome. Gene Ontology annotation, biological process: postsynaptic density organization; dendrite extension; retrograde axonal transport. The record is from RefSeq and is a predicted model, not a curated record.
GAUAUGAGAACCAAGCCAUUUAACCAGAAUUGCCUUUAAAGAUACCAAAUUAACUUUUUAGUAGUUGUAUAAUUCAAUGUCGAAGGAUGUCCAAAUGCAAAUAAGAAUAAUUUAAAGAGGUGGAGAGAAACUGCUAGGCCUUCUACCAGGUGUUUUAAUCAACAGGUGUCUCAAGGUAUCGCUAGCAGUCUGGCACACGGCCAAGCAGCGUCGAGUUUCAGAUGACACCGCUAGCAUCUCGUGUUAGUUUGAGAAUCGAGACUAACUUUACUGGCCUCACUCGGGACAACAUCUUAUCGCAGGGGAAACUCCGCAGAGCCCUCAUUAGAAUUCCCUGUCCGUACUGCUCCGUUAUGUUAUAGUGGGUGGCACCGUGCGUCCUGCCUCCGUGCGCGCGUCUUAAUUAUUACGCACCACGCAUUAAAGAAAGGUUCCAUCGCUCACCGUCGCCACCUCGCUUCAUGUUCCACUCAUUUACACCGUCUGGAAGGAGCGGGGAAGGUGUGUGAAGCGAAAGGUCCCCAGUGGUCCCGCGGAGGGGGGAGUCUCGUCCUGUGCAUCUCAUUUGCCCACCGCUUGGACGCACCGUGCCGCUUUGCACUGUCCGCUCCCCGCAGUCCUCGCAUCUUCCCGGGGCUUCCUUCUCCAAGAGACUCUGGCUGCUGUGGCUGUGACAUAUUAUCCCAACAUGUGCUCCAGGACAGGUUGAGGAGGUACACGGAGGCGCUGGGGUUGAAUUAAACUCGGAUACGGCAAGUACCCGACGUUACGACGCACCGUGUCUACUAGAGAACCAUGAGCACUGUGGAGGAGGAGCCGGACCACAUGAUACCAUGAAGACACGCCUCCAGGUCCUGCGCUGCCAGCUGCUGAGUGUCCUUGCCUUCCUCGCGCUGCCAGUGGGACCGGUAUCAUCAGCCCAGGACGACUCCAUCACCAUGGCAGUGACCCAUCACCAGCAGCACCGCCCAGACUGGCCACAAGAGGGCUCUAGCAGUGGAGAGUGGUCUUCCUCUGGCCUCUCCCAUCCAACGCUCACCCCACCUGCACCUGCACUCCAACCGUUACCUUGGCUCCAUGUCACGCAAAGUUACACCCCCAAAGAAACCACUCAAGAUGUUCCAAAUUCAGACACAAAGAAUAGUAUCAGUGGGUUGGAAGGUGGAAAUUUGAUAGGCCCAGAACUUACGACGUUCAAAAAUCAAAACAUUGCACUAGGCCUUAGACGUAGAGGCCACACUCAGGAUGGCCCCAGAAGGUCAGACCAUCACGCCAUUACGCUAAGGGAGGUGCACACAGAUACUGAACCUCCUACUAACGAACUAGUACUGCAACCAAGCUCUAGUUCUCCCAUAGAUGACCAUGUACAAUCCACAACAUUUUCCACUACUGUCAAAAUCAACACAGACAGUUCAAACUUUAAUAUUACUGAGACCACAACGGAGGAGGGUAACAGUCAUGUUAACAUCUCGGACAAUGCCCCACUAGGACACUGGAUGGUGAAUGUGACUGCUUUAGGUGGGCUUCAGCUGUCCAAUGUCAGCUCCAGUGAAGCUAAGGCAAAUGCUUCGGAGUUUGAGUCCACGGCCAGAGGGAACUUUCUGAACAGGCAGGUUCCGGCCACCACGCAGGAUCCUUGGAUGUCAGCUAACAGCUCAGGUCCCACCACGCACACCCCUCCCUCCCAGAUGAUGGUGUGCCUGAGCCGCAUGGACAUAGUGUGGAUCGUGUUAGCCAUCAGUGUGCCUGUGUCCUCAUGCUCUGUACUGCUGACUGUGUGCUGUAUGAGGAGGAAGAAGAAGUCGACUAAUCAGGAGAACAACCUGAGCUACUGGAACAACGCCAUCACUAUGGACUAUUUCAGCCGCCACGCCGUGGAGCUGCCCCGAGAGAUCCACACCCUGGAGAGCGAGGAACAUGAUGCUUACCUGCCCCCUAAUGGUGACUACAGCGGCAGCAGCAUGGUCCUGGUCAACCCUUUCUGUCAAGAGACUCUGUUUAUCAACCGAGACAAGGCUUCUGCCAUCUAGAGACAGUCCUAUCCAUAAUAACCUACUGUUGUGGCUAUUUUAUAUACUCUUUACUGUAUGUAACUCUCCAGAGACUUGACUUUAUACUCCAGAUGUAAAAAGAAGACCAGAGAAGAGAAAAAGUCAUGUAAACAUAUGUAUUUCCUAUAAGGAUGCAGCGUCUUAUUUUUCUGAUGUACAAUUUCUACAAGAGGCUUAAUUGUGAUAAAGGUUUAUAUGUCUUUAUAACUGCUGUAAGUGGUUUGAGUGGCUGUGAAUGGUUGCAAUGAUAACACGAUAGCUUGUCCUUUAAAAGUAAUCCCAAAAUACUUAUAUAGCCUGUUCAACUUGAAUAUUUAGCACCUAUAGGUUGUGGGCUUGUGCCGAAAAUGGUCAAUGCAAUCAGUUUGAAGUAACAGUGUCUGUGAAGUAUGAACAUGAGUCACCAGAGCGCUGUUGUACAAAGCUGCUUAAGGGUUCAUGGCUAUUCUUUUUAUUAUAUACAACUGUUGUAGAGUAUGCUUUCUGUUUAUUUGGAGAGGGCAAAACCAAGAUGGACCAUGAAACAAAGUCAUAAUCCACUGUAUUUGUGCUAUAGAUACAUUACUGUGAGGACAUUAAAUUAGGUUAUGGGUAGCCUGUUCUUAAUCUAAACCACACAAUCUUUAAUAUAUAUUUUUUCUUAAUUAUAGCCUAAAUAUAAAAUACUUUAAAGAUGUUUAGUGCAACAGCGCUCUGCCCAGAGACCGCAUAGAUGCCAUUUCUUUGUUUACCGGUGUCCUGUCUGUCCUUUACAAUAUCAGUGUUAUGUCUGGUCAGCCAUGAUUUUGUUUUUGUUUUGUUUUGUGUGUGUGCUGCUGUGUGUGUGUCUUCUGGUGGGUCAAAUGUCUAUGUUGUGGAGUGGCAUUAGACCCAGAUGGAUUUUGAAAAUAAUGUUAGUACUGUUCAGUGUCUCCUGUGCAAAUGUUUGUGGCAGUAAUUCAUUCACAGACCCUCCCAUAAAAAAAAAGCUGAAUAUAAUUACAUGAGCACUACAUGAGCACAUUCAGAGGUGCUUAACAUUCAGUGAUGGAGUCAGUGGUCUUCUGUCAUUUCUUUCAUUCACAAUGUCUCAUAAUAAUCAAUGCAGAUGCUUGCUAAAAGAAGAUGUUGUUCACCUGUGGUUAUGAAAGUAAUGCUGUAAAACACGAUCCAAUCCUGCAGUGGACACAUGGCUGAGCUUGUUUUGCACGCUCAAAAAUACAUAUUUUACAGAUGUUUGAUGGCACGGUGGAGAGUGUUACAUGUAUGUAUUUUUGUACUGUAGUAUACACUGUACUUUUUACUGCAGAGCAAUAAACCUUAUAAAAAUGUA